AUGGCCUCAGCCGAACCACGGCCGUCGGCCACGACCCAAGUGUUAGUCGAAGAUGUUACGGAAGUUGCUGAGGGACUAGUCUUGAGGCCAAAUCCGACCACUUCAUUGGAAGUCCCACAAUUCAUGCAUGCCAUGGAGAAUAUUGCCCAGACGAUGGCCACUCAAAAUGCUCAAAUCAAUGAGAGGUUUGAUCGAUUGUUAGGCCCAACAAAAUGGUCAAAAUGGGAACCAAGUGGCACCUAA
This is a messenger RNA of Prunus armeniaca (apricot), 243 nucleotides long. NCBI's taxonomy places the organism in Eukaryota, Viridiplantae, Streptophyta, Magnoliopsida, Rosales, Rosaceae. The record is from the annotation of a GenBank genome assembly.